UACAAUAUUUUUACUGCUGCACCCAGAAGUUUUUACUCUAUAAACCAAUAUGUAUUCCAACAGUGAUUCGCAUUGGAGGAAUUUAUUUGACCUGACAUGUUUUAAAACCCACUCUUAAUGCAAAUGUCACUUAAAUAUGAACAUAAAUGAAUCAUUGUUAAUGUUUAGACAAUUAUCUUUCAUAUAUCAUGAAUACAGGUUAUUGACACUUUUCUACUAUUAUGUUGGGGACUUUUAUUUGGAAAAUUGCCCAAAUUUCGUGACCCGGAAGUACUUUAUUAUGUUGCUGAUGGAAUUUCCUUCCAAACAUGGUUCGUAGAUUGAUGUAGUCUCGUUAGACACGCCGCAAUUGUGUAAUUAUCCGACCUUCUUGGUCUAAUCUUGAUUGUUUAGGCUCAUACCGAGUACAACAAUGUUUGCAGUCAGGAGUGCAUUGCGCCUGGGCUCAAGAAUCAGUAAGGUUUCAAGACGAGGAUGCGCUGCUGGUCUUCCAGUGGAUGAUGUCGUCAACGGGCUUACUGAGGAGCAAAUACAGCUCCGACAGACAGUCCGGAGGUUCCUAGCAGAGAAGCUGGCACCCAUUGCUGAUGAGAUUGACAAGAGCAAUGAAUUUGUUGGGAUGAGGGACUAUUGGAAGGACAUGGGCGACAUGGGACUUCUGGGUAUCACUGCCCCACUGGAUUAUGGCGGUUCAGGAUUGGGUUACCUAGAUCAUGUUAUUGUACUGGAAGAAAUGUCGCGAGUGUCAGCAGCCGUCUCCCUCAGCUACGGGGCCCACUCAAAUCUUUGUGUCAAUCAGAUGGUGCGCCAUGGCAACACGAAGCAGAAGGAAAAGUACAUGCCAAAGCUCAUGACAGGAGAGCACGUGGGUGCUUUGGCAAGGAGUGAGCCCAACGCCGGAUCCGAUGUGGUGUCUAUGAAACUGAAGGCCAAGAAAGAAGGUGACCACUACAUUCUUAACGGCGGCAAGUUCUGGAUUACUAACGGGCCGGAUGCUGACGUUCUCAUUGUGUACGCUAAGACAGACCCAGAGGCUCACCAAAAGGGUAUCACAGCUUUCAUUGUGGAGAAGGGUACACCAGGGUUUAGCACGGCACAGAAGCUGGAUAAACUGGGUAUGAGGGGCUCCAACACCUGUGAACUUAUCUUUGAGGACUGCAAGAUUCCAGAGGAAAAUAUCUUGGGCCCUCUCAACAAGGGUGUCUAUGUAAUGAUGAGUGGACUGGACCUGGAGAGACUUGUGCUCGCGUCAGGACCUAUCGGCAUUAUGCAAGCUGUGAUGGAUUUCGCCGUUCCUUACCUCCACAUGAGAGAAGCUUUUGGACAGAAGAUUGGACACUUCCAGUUGAUGCAAGCAAAGAUGGCCGACAUGUACACACGCCUGGGCGCCUGUCGACAGUAUUUGUAUAAUGUGGCGCGAGCCUGUGACAAGGGACACUUCAGUUCCAUGGACUGUGCUGGGGUCAUCCUUUAUUGUGCUGAGAACGCAACUCAAGUCGCUCUGGAUGGAAUUCAGUGCCUGGGUGGAAAUGGCUACAUUAAUGAUUACCCCAUGGGCCGUUUCCUGAGAGAUGCCAAGUUGUACGAGAUUGGAGCAGGCACCAGCGAGGUGCGCAGGCUCAUCAUUGGUCGAGCCUUCAACGCCAUGUACAAGUAGACUUCGAAGGCUGAAGUACAGUACAUACACAGACGGACUCGAUCACUACACACCCUUACACAGGCCUUACAUGAAAAAACACUAUUAGAAAAGACAAUGUCCUAUGGUUUCAGUGUAUGAUAAUUAGAGCUUUAUUGGGCUGCUGCCAAACAUAUAGACCACUCAACAUAUCUAAAAACUGGCGGAAGAGAUCCAAGUCCACACCAGACAAAUCAUCCAUCUUGGAACAUGAACCGUUGGUGCUAAUCUUGAAUAGAAAUGUUUUGAUUAUUUCUUAGCUUUUGUGGCAUUUUACCUUGAAUAUGGGGUACAUUGAUUCUACACUGCAGUGAAAUGCCCUUAGUCUGUCUAAAUAGUGGAUUAAUGUAGUAGUCUCUGUUGAAGCAGUGAACCAUCUAGGACGCUCUGUUAUGCAAACAGUUAUCUUGCAAGCAGCAGCAUUUCAAUCAUGACAAAUUUAAGAUUAAUAUAUCCCCUUUCCGUUACUGAGUGUUUGCCUUCCAUUGGUGUUUCCUGGGUACAUAGCCAUGCACACAAGUGGAUGCAAUUAACAAUUUUAAAACAUAA
Molecule: messenger RNA, 2224 nt
Organism: Coregonus clupeaformis (lake whitefish)
Lineage: Eukaryota; Metazoa; Chordata; Actinopteri; Salmoniformes; Salmonidae
Product: isovaleryl-CoA dehydrogenase, mitochondrial
Exons: 12
Coding region: 413-1657 (414 amino acids)
Biological process (GO): L-leucine catabolic process
Cellular component (GO): mitochondrion
Molecular function (GO): 3-methylbutanoyl-CoA dehydrogenase activity; flavin adenine dinucleotide binding
Source: RefSeq, a predicted model, not a curated record